AAACUGUUUGCACUUGUAAAUUAAAAAAUGUCUCAAAACACAACAACUGGUGAUAUUGGUCAACAAGCUGUCUUUAUCAAGACUGAUCCAUAUGAAUGCGGUUUAUUACAAAAGGAAGUUCGUGGUUAUGAUUUUAACAAUGAUUUGAAGGAUUUGAACAAACCAAUUGACUAUAAUGCUCUUCUUGAAUCAUAUUAUACUACCGGAUUCCAAGCCCACAAUUUUGGUGAAGCUGUUAAUAUUUUGAAUGCCAUGUUACGUUGGAGAUUGAGUGAUGAACCAAUGAUGGAAAAUGAACAAGAACCAUAUGAUGAUCCUGAAGUUAGAAAGAAUACCAAAUGUAAAGUUUUUCUCGGAUAUACUUCAAAUAUGGUUUCAUGUGGUGUUAGAGAAGUGAUUAGAUUCUUGGUUCAACAUAAAUUAGUUGAUGCCAUUGUUACAACUUGUGGUGCUAUUGAAGAAGAUAUUAUGAAGACAAUGCAACCAACUUAUUUGGGUGCUUUUGAUUUGGAUGGUAAAAUGUUGAGACUUAAUGGUAUCAAUAGAAUUGGUAAUUUGUUGAUUGCUAAUCAAAACUAUUGUAAAUUUGAAGAUUGGAUUACCCCAGUUUUGGAUGCCAUGUUAGAAGAACAAUAUAAGGGUAAAUUGUGGUCUCCUUCACUUAUGAUUGAUAGAUUCGGAAAGGAAUUGAAUAACGAAGAUUCUAUUUUAUAUUGGGCUCACAAGAAUGAAAUUCCAAUUUAUUGCCCAUCCCUUACUGAUGGUUCAAUUGGUGAUAUGCUCUAUUUCCACUCUUAUUCUGAUAAGAAGGGUGACGGUCUUGUUUGUGACAUUGUUAGUGAUAUUAGAAGAUUGAACGGUCAAGCUGUUCGUGCCAAGAAGACUGGUAUGGUUAUUUUAGGAGGUGGUGUUAUUAAGCAUCACAUUUGUAAUGCCAAUUUAAUGAGAAAUGGUGCUGAUUUCACUGUUUAUAUUAAUACUGGUCAAGAAUUCGAUGGUUCUGAUGCUGGUGCUAGAUGUGAUGAAGCUGUCAGUUGGGGUAAGAUUCGUCUUGGAUCAAGACAUACCAAGAUUUAUGCUGAAGCUUCUCUUAUUUUCCCACUUCUUGUUGCUCAAACAUUCGUCAAAUAUCAACGUGAACAAGAAGAAAAGAAAUUGAAAGAACAACAGCAAUAAAAUUAAAUUUUUAUAUUUU
Messenger RNA from Naegleria gruberi, 1195 nucleotides. Its product is annotated as deoxyhypusine synthase. Gene Ontology annotation, cellular component: cytoplasm. The coding region runs from base 28 to 1176 and encodes 382 amino acids. NCBI's taxonomy places the organism in Eukaryota, Heterolobosea, Eutetramitea, Acrasida, Naegleriidae. Gene Ontology annotation, biological process: peptidyl-hypusine biosynthetic process. The record is from RefSeq and is a predicted model, not a curated record. Gene Ontology annotation, molecular function: deoxyhypusine synthase activity. The transcript has a single exon.